GACUCUCAUCACCUUGAAGCUCCAACUAUCCUGUACAUUCAAUUCCAGUAAAUCAAAUCCAAAUAUAACCUUUUUUAGUUUGUAAUACAAACUUUUUAUUCUUUUUGUUUCCUAUAUACGGACUUCUAAUUUGUUCUUCGCCUAUUGAUACUAAAAAAGAAAAGAAAUGGAAGAUGCCAAGAACCCACCACCACAACAAAUGGUAUCUUCAGAAAAGGAUGAACUAGGAAACGAAGAAGAAUCCAAGGUGGAGAAGCAACGGCCGGCUUCAACUACAGCGCCAAAUGGUGGAGGAGGAUGGGGCGGUUGGGGUUUCUCUGCUUUCUCUCUUCUCUCAGAUCUCCAAAAGGCUGCCACCGUUGCCGCUGAGGAGAUAUCUCGCAAUGCUUCUAUGGUUGCAGAGAAGGCUGCAAAAAGCCUUGCAGAUGUGCAAAUUGCUGAAGACUCAGAGUCUUCAAAGGCAGAAGAAGAAGAAGAAUCACCAAGUGAAAAAGAAAGUGAAGAUGAGAAUGACAAGCUACAAAAGUCUGCUCUGGAUAAUUUAGAGAAAGCAAGUGACGAUUCUUUCCUUGGCCAGGGUUUGAAGGUUCUUGAUAACUCUAUUGAAAAUUUUGCUUCUGGGGCGUGGCAGGCACUAGGGAGUGCAUUCAAAGGGGGUAGCAAUUUAGUGCAGAAGCUUGAGCAUUCUGCUGUAAACAUUGCUGAUUCUAUUCAGCAUGGAGGCUUACCCGCUGGUUCAGUUCCACCAUCAUUAAUUGAGACUGGAAAAGCCUUUACAACGAAGGGAAUGCAAGUGCUUGAAUAUGUGGGAAAAGAAACUAUGGAUCUACUGAUCAGUGAAACUGGUAUAGAAGUUGAAAACAAUGCUAAGGGCACCGAACAGCCUUUUGAUGAGGAUCAGUUGAUAGAGGAAGUUAGCUUUGAUCGGUGCUUCUACAUAUAUGGAGGUCCAGAGCAGUUGGAGGAACUGGAAUCAUUGUCCAGCCACUAUGCCCUUCUAUUUAAUCGGAGGAAAACAAAAUUAUCACCUGAACAAAAAUCCGUGUAUGAGGGAAAGCUUAAACAAAUCCAAAAAAUUUUCAGUUUAGAUGCUGAAAUGGAUGGAACCGGUCCAGAGUCUGCCAAAGGAAAGAAAAUAGAGACUGGAACUGAGGGCAGUCAUGAUGAGAUGAAAAUUUUACAUGAUUCAAGUGUCAGCAAGGCCGCUGAUAUGGCUGCCUGGUUCACAAAUGCAUUGUCAGGAUUAGUCGUUAAUGAUGUAAUUAAAAAAACCGGUGGAAGGCUAGAGUCACUGCACUCAGAGGGGGUUCAUAGGCUUUCAGAAAUGUGCUGCUUAGUGAUGUCUCAUCUCCUGAUGCUGGGUAAAUCUGUCAUAUCUGGUUCUAACAAACUUCAAGAUGAAGAUGCUGAUGGCAAUAUGAUGCAUAUCGACUGGCCUGAAGAUUCGGUUGAGAAGGCUAAACUAAUCCGACUAAAAGCACGUUCUAUGACAGGAUAUGUGGAAGCUGUAACCAGCAGCUUUAUCACAGGCAUAUCUGAUGUAGCUGAAGCUUAUGUAGCGGCCAUUAAGAGUGCUAAUGCAGAUCCACAUGAAGCACUUUUAAAAGCUUCAAUCCAGGAGAAAGCUAGUUCCUUCUCCGAACAUCUCCGGAGUGAUCAGACCAUUGCUGUGAGCAAAAUCCAGGAUGGACUCCAAAAUUUGUCAUACGCAGUCCUUUCGACCUCAAUGCCGACUGCUUGAAGACUGGAAUUCUCUACAUGUCUGAUCAGCGUGCAUGUAAUGUAAAUAGUCUUACUAAACUUGCUAUGCCACACUAAUGAAACUGAACUCAUUUUUAAGCAGGGGUUAAAGCAGUUUCUUGUGUGUUAAACUGAAAUGUUCA
Hibiscus syriacus is the source of this 1883-nucleotide messenger RNA. RefSeq lists its product as uncharacterized. The coding region runs from base 167 to 1741 and encodes 524 amino acids. NCBI's taxonomy places the organism in Eukaryota, Viridiplantae, Streptophyta, Magnoliopsida, Malvales, Malvaceae. The record is from RefSeq and is a predicted model, not a curated record. The transcript has 9 exons.